Molecule: messenger RNA, 825 nt
Organism: Paramacrobiotus metropolitanus
Lineage: Eukaryota; Metazoa; Tardigrada; Eutardigrada; Parachela; Macrobiotidae
Product: 40S ribosomal protein S9
Exons: 3
Coding region: 153-740 (195 amino acids)
Biological process (GO): translation; positive regulation of translational fidelity
Cellular component (GO): cytosolic small ribosomal subunit
Molecular function (GO): rRNA binding; structural constituent of ribosome
Source: RefSeq, a predicted model, not a curated record
CGAAAUCUUUUAGUCGCCAACUGGCAGCGUGAAAAAUUUUUCUGUGCGGUCUUAGCGUAAGCGAUGUAGGGUUCCUUGAACAUCCAAAACCAUCUUCAGAUCGCUUCUUUUCGGUGUAAUUAUAUAAAUAUAGACAUUAUUGACGCUGCACCAUGGUGCGUGUGCCGAUUGUUAACUCCAAGACCUACUCGACGCCGCGGCGACCCUUCGAGAAGGAGCGUCUCGACCAGGAGCUGAAGCUGAUCGGCGAAUACGGUCUGCGGAACAAGCGGGAAGUCUGGCGCGUCCGUUACACCCUGGCCAGAAUCCGUAAGGCUGCUCGAGAACUCCUGACGCUUGAGGAGAAAGAUCCGCGACGUCUGUUCGAAGGUAACGCUCUAUUGCGUCGUCUGGUGCGCAUCGGUGUGUUGGACGAGGGAAAGAUGAAGCUGGAUUACGUGUUGGGUCUGCGGCUGGAGGACUUUUUGGAGCGCCGCCUUCAGACGCAGGUUUUCAAAUUAGGUUUAGCGAAGAGCAUCCAUCACGCGCGCGUCCUCAUCCGCCAGCGCCACAUUCGGGUGCGCAAACAAAUGGUGAACAUCCCUUCGUUCAUCGUCCGUUUGGACUCACAGAAGCACAUCGACUUCUCGCUGCGUUCGCCCUUCGGCGGUGGUCGAGCAGGACGCGUCAAGCGCCGCAACGCCAAGAAGGGCAAGGAUGAGGGAGCCGGCGGCGAUGAUGCCGGAGAGGACGAAGAGUAAAUGAUACUUUAUUGAUGCUUUUCUGUUCUGUUUUCUGCGUCACUUCCACUGUAUGAGAAAAAUACAAUAAAAAAGCGGUUUUCAG